Molecule: messenger RNA, 748 nt
Organism: Ceutorhynchus assimilis (cabbage seed weevil)
Lineage: Eukaryota; Metazoa; Arthropoda; Insecta; Coleoptera; Curculionidae
Source: the annotation of a GenBank genome assembly
CUUUUUUUGGCAGCGAACUAAUCCCUAUUUGGUUCCAGGUCAUUACAAAUAUAAUUUACAAUAACACAUAACGACCUUAGCAAAAAAAUAGUAUAUAAUACUCACAAAUUUGCAAUUCUAGCAUAGUUCACCGUUUGCAACCGACAACAAAAUGUAUUUCCAGCUCUUUAUAGUUGCUCUCCUUACUUACGUUUCUGUAACUAAUGGAGAACCACCAAAAUGGAGAACUAAUAGCAGAUUUAGGCAAUUGCAAAGGCUUGAAGCACCACCAGCUCAGUCGCAAUGGAAACCAUCUUCGGCACCACAAGCUGCUUACGGACCUCCAACUCCUGCACCAAGUUAUGGACCACCACCGACACCAGCGGCCAGUUAUGGACCACCUCCAAUGCCAGCUGCAAGCUACGGACCACCUCCCGCACCUAGUUAUGGUCCACCACAAGAAGAACCGUCAUUAACCACGACAGAAACUCAAGAAGGUACAACGGAAGUUGCAAAUACCACAGAGGCUAAUGCUGAGUUGAUAGCGCAAACUGGACGUUUACUAAAUAGGCCUCAGGGCUCGUAUUAUAUUUACCAUCCUAGUGGUUUGCUUCAGAAAGUGACGUAUGUUAAAAAUGAUGAUGCAAAGAAAAUGUCGCUAGAUGUUAAGUUAAAGUAUGAAAAUGUUGAUCCCAUUAGGGGUCCAGUUUAUACUUAUGACCCUGAAAGUUUAGUAUUUCAAAAAGUGUUUAAAUGAUUUUUUUGAAAU